CCCGGAGCCGCUGUCGUCAUCGUCAUAGAGAGAGUGGGGGGGGGGGGGGAGGAGGGGGUUCCAACGGCACGCGGCUGACGCGACGGUUUGUAAACAGACGCUGACACGUGAUGCGAAGAGUCCCGCAUUGUCUCGGAGAUCUUUCUGGAGAGCGGCAGCAACAACAACAACUUACCGCCGCCGAGUAGCGCCACGGCCGUCCACCGAUGGCUCUGGAUGGUGGAGCACUCUGAGCUGCAGGGAGGAGAAGAAGAAGAAGAAGACGGAGGUGGUGGUGGCGGCGCAACCCUUUCGACCAAGAUGGCUGGUCCAGCUCCCAACUUGUAACGGAUGAGGAUCGUGCUGCCUUGUUCUCCAGCCAUCGGACGGAGUAGACGAUGUCGUUCGCCGCGGAGGACAACUUGGAGUCCGACUGGGUGGCCGUCCGACCCAACGCCUUCGACGAGAAGGUAAAACACAGGUUUGUUUUCAUCGUGGCCUGGAAUGAAGUGGAAGGAAAGUUUGCCAUUACGUGUCACAACAGGACGGUGCAGAGGAAGAAAAUCGGGGCCCGGGACCAUGGUGCAAGAGGAGAAGAGGAGGUCCAGGUGCCACAGGACGUCUUGGUCAAGAGUCCGGUUAGAUCCUCUGCUAGGGUCAAGAGUCCAUCUCGGAAAGUGGUUGGGGCCAGAAGACCAUCUCGAGGAGGGACCAGCAGCAGGAGUCCACCUCCAGGAGAAACUGGAACCAAGAGUCCAGAGGUUUCUGAGAUCCCUUUGGAAGAUGGCAAAGUGGUAGACCCUACCCUUACUCAAGAUUCUGAUCAAGUGGACCGGGAUCAAGAUAAAGAUGUUAUGGACCUGGAUGACAGCAGUUGGGCUGGACUGUUCUCCUUCCAGGAUUUGAGAUCUAUCCAUCAACAACUUUGUGCUGUCAAUUCAGAGUUGGAGCCUUGUUUACCGAUAUUUCCUGAAGAGCCUUCUGGGAUGUGGUCAGUGCUGUUUGGAGCCUCUGAAUUGAUUGAUGAAGAGAUGGACGUGCUUUGCUACCAGCUUCAAGUUUAUCUUAGCCAUGCUCUGGAUAUUUGUGGAUGGAAAAUCCUCUCUCAUCUCUUGUUUACUGAAAAUGACAACCCAGAUGAGUAUUAUGAGAGUUUGAGUGAACUGAGGCAAAAAGGAUACGAAGAGGUACUGCAGAGAGCGAAAAAACGGUUACACGAGCUGCUGGAGAAACACAAGAUUACAGAUGCUAUGGUGGAACUGUUAGAACUGUACCAAGAAGAAGAUGAUGCUUGUGCUGCUAUGUCUGAAGCAAUCACAGAACUCUAUCAAUAUCUACUGCAGCCGUUCAGAGAUAUGAGAGAGCUGGCCAUGCUGAGACGUCAGCAGAUAAAGAUCUCACUGGAGAAUGAUUAUCUUGGUCCACGCAGAAUUGAAAGUUUGAAGAAAGAAGAUUCGGAUUGGCAAAGAAAAGCCCAAAGAGCUGUGCUGUCUAUACAGGAUUUGACAGUGAAGUACUUUGAGAUCACAGCCAAAGCUCACAAAGCUGUAUAUGAUCGGAUGCGUGCUGACCAGAAGAAAUGCGGGAAAGCAGCCUGGGCCAUAGCAGUGGGCAGAAUGGAAAAGCUUCAAUAUGCGGUCGCAAAGGAAACCCUGCAGCUUAUGCGAGCCAAAGAGAUUUGUUUGGAGCAGAAAAAGCGGACACUUAAGGAUGAAAUGCAGAGCCUUCAGAAUAGCACCGAUGCCAUUGCAUGGCUGGAUCGGCUAGAGGCUGACUAUUACGAUAUACAGCUUCAGUUGUAUGAGGUGCAGUUCGAGAUCCUGAAAUGUGAGGAACUAUUGAUAACAGCACAACUUGAAAGCAUUAAGAGGCUCAUUACAGAGAAACGAGAAGAAGUUGUCUACUAUGACACCUACGAAAGCAUGGAAGCCAUGAAAUCAACAGACACGGCUUCGUCAGUGCUCCCACAGAAAGUGGAGCUGGUGAAACUGCAGCAGAAGGUGCGUCAGCUUGAGGCUAGACGUAGUCGCAUUUCAGCCAAGAAAGCCUACCUCAGAAACAAAAAGGAGAUUUGUAUUGAAAGCCACAACGACAAGAUGAAGCAGCACAAACAAAGUGAAGAUUACAAAUCCCGUAGUGCAGAGCAGCUGAUGCGUGAUCAACAACAGGAGGAAGACAGAACUAGUAAAUGGGUUUGCCAAGAGCGGCAGAAAACAUUGGAUAGAUUGCGAAACUUUAAACAGAGACAUACUGGGCAAGUUGUACUUAAAUCGACAAGACUGCGAUUCACAAAUAUCAGAAGGAGAGAUAAUACUGGUUCGGUGGCUUGUGCCGGCAAAGAUCAAACAUUGUCUCUUCCUGGAACCUUAAAAUUACAAGCUGCUGAGGAAACCUCACUUACAGAAAAGGGGACAAAAUCCACUGGAGCAACAGAAUUGGAAAGCAGAGCGCAAAAACAGGAGACUUUGCAGACAGAAGAGGAUUUGUUGCAAGCUGUUCCGAGCCCGUGUGCGGAAAAGUCCAGUGACAUUGAUGUUGUGCCUCCACCACCUCCACCUCCUCUGCCAGCUCCACCGCCACCACCAACGUCAGUGUGUGAGGAACCGCCUGAGACUCAGCCUCAAGUGGAGAAAUCUGCUCAGCCCGGUGACUGCAAAGAAAUAUCGCAGAGCUUCAGUUUACCAACACCCCAGUUAUUUGAUAGCAAGCAGUUACUAAAUGCCAGAAAAAAAUUAAAGAAAACUGCAUCGAGUGAUGAACUGAAAAAACAAAGAGUGAGCUCACCGAUGGAUGAAGUCCUAGCUUCCCUGAAGCGUGGUAGCUUCCAUUUGCGAAAGGUUGACCUACGCUCUUUGCCUCCAUUUCCGGGUGAAGAUGACAGCAAUAAUAUACUUGCACAAAUUAGGAAAGGAGUGAAGUUAAAAAAGGUUCAGAGGUUUGCCCUGAGAGCGGCAUCCAUAGAUCUGCAUGAUGCGGAUCCUCUAACACGCAGCAUCCACGAGGCGUUGAGGAGAAUUAAAGAGGCGUCCCCCGAAUCAGAUGAUGAUGAGGACGAAGGUCUACCAUAUGCGGAAUGGGACAACUAACUCCUUGGCCAAGGCUUUCUACAGCAUACAUUUUUAAACAUAACCUCUGGUUCCUCCAAUGUGCUGUUCACUUUUGAUGGUCCUGUAGAUGAGUGGGUGGUCCCUGUUUAACAGCGAGGUGUCCCCCUUGAACUUGUGCCUAAUAUGGAGUCAAUUCAUGUCUACACUAAUGGGCAGCAUAUUUCCACUAACAGAUGGAAAGUUUUGUGGCAUUGGUCUGGUCAAAUGAUACUUUUUUAGUGGUUAUGACUGAGUUCUCGUGUCCAUUAGAUUUACAUGCAUAUUCCCGCCAUUAAUAACUGUCGAUACUAACUGAAGAGGAUCAAGAAAAUAAAUUAAUCGGUUUUAAAAAUAAA
Molecule: messenger RNA, 3421 nt
Organism: Amblyraja radiata (thorny skate)
Lineage: Eukaryota; Metazoa; Chordata; Chondrichthyes; Rajiformes; Rajidae
Gene: jmy
Product: junction mediating and regulatory protein, p53 cofactor
Exons: 10
Coding region: 378-3065 (895 amino acids)
Biological process (GO): positive regulation of apoptotic process; intrinsic apoptotic signaling pathway by p53 class mediator; 'de novo' actin filament nucleation
Cellular component (GO): nucleus; cytoplasm
Molecular function (GO): actin binding; transcription coactivator activity; Arp2/3 complex binding
Source: RefSeq, a predicted model, not a curated record